Pistacia vera is the source of this 3075-nucleotide messenger RNA. Its product is annotated as pumilio homolog 5-like. Gene Ontology annotation, cellular component: cytoplasm. Gene Ontology annotation, biological process: 3'-UTR-mediated mRNA destabilization. The record is from RefSeq and is a predicted model, not a curated record. Lineage: Eukaryota; Viridiplantae; Streptophyta; Magnoliopsida; Sapindales; Anacardiaceae. Gene Ontology annotation, molecular function: mRNA binding.
CUUUUUCGAACACAGCUGGGAUUCUUUGUUUCUAACUUCUAGGUUUGGUUUCAUGGCAAUAAUUUGAAUGUCCUUGUUUCAAAGAAAAAAGUGGCUAAUUAUCCCCUAAAUCAAAUGGCAACAGAGAGCCCUAUGAGGAUGGUGGAAAGCGGUGGAGCUAGAAAUUGGCCUUCUUCCAAAGAUUCUGUAAUGUGUGGUUCCCAAUUGAAGAAUAUGGCAGCAGAGGAAUUGGGAUUGCUUCUGAAGGGGCACAGAUUUCAUGGAGACCAAACGGACAUGAUUCCGAAUCGAAGUGGUAGUGCGCCACCAAGUAUGGAGGGGUCAUUUGCAGCUAUUGGAAACCUUUUAGCUAAACAGAACUCUGGUCUGAAUUUAGGCUUAAGAGAUGAUCUUGGACAUUUUGAAUCUGAGGAGCAACUGCGUUCUGAUCCAGCCUAUUUUGCGUAUUACUGCUCUAACGUGAACUUGAAUCCACGACUUCCUCCACCUCUUAUGUCACGAGAGAAUCGGCGCUUGGUACACCAUAUUGGUGUGUCUGGCAAUAUUUGGAGGUCUACUGCAUUAGAUGAUAAGGGCAAUGGAACCUUGCAUCUGUCUCGAAGUUCUCUUUCUACUCAUAAGGAGGAAUCAGAGGAUGAUAGGUCUCCCAGACAAGCUUCAGACAACUGGGCAGAAAACAUUCCUGCAUUCAUGUCAGGACAGAAAACAGCUUUGGUUGGCCGACACAAAAGUUUGGUUGAUCUGAUACAGGAAGAUUUCCCUCGUACCCCUUCUCCUGUAUAUAAUCAGUCUCACUCCUCAAGCCAUGCAACGACAGAUGAACCAACUGAUCAUGAUGUCCAUGCAGUUACUUUGGAUGUUUCUGCUAUUAACCUUUCAGAAGUACCAGGAUCAAGUGGCUCUACUGAUGUUUGUGUGGAUAUAUCUGCCUUAGAUUCACAUGAUAUUGCAUUAAUAUCCAAAAAUGACCCUCUAGCAACGUCUUUUUCUAGUUCAACAGGUCCUGAUGGAGCAGGGUCCUCUCAGAACUCACAAAUUGAUGAUACAAACACUAAAACUGCUGGAUUAGAGGAUGAUGUGUCAGUUAUUGUUGCCUCUCAUUCGGAUAGAAUUAGGAAGAAACAAGAAGAGCAGCAGUAUCAUGGGAGAAUUAUGCUGCAACAGUACCCGUCUGCACAACAAGGCACACCAUAUCAGGUUCAUGGUCAAACAGCAUCACCAGGAAUGAAUCAUAUCCAAAGUGGCAUGGAGAAACACUCCCAUGGUCAUGCCAAGUUCUCUUCUAUUGAGGUACAACCAUCAAUGCAUUCCCCUGGUCUAACUACUCCCUUGUAUGCGACAGCGGGAACCUAUAUGCCAUCAGGAAAUCCAUUUUACCCUAAUUUUCAGCCAUCUGGUGUGUAUGCUCCACACUACAAUGUUGGUGGAUAUGCUCUGAAUUCUGCAUUUCUCCCCCCAUUUGUUUCUGGAUACCCUACCCAUGGUCCUGUUCCUAUGCCAUUUGAUGCUACUUCAGGUCCAAGCUUUAAUAUUCAAACUACUGGCAUUUCAACAGCAGAAAGCAUACCACAUAUGGGUGAUUUGCAACAUCAGAAGUUCUAUGGACACCAUGUAAUGAUGCUGCAACCUUCUUUUGUGAAUCCUCUUCAAAUGCAAUACUUUCAACACCCUUUUGGGGAUGCAUUCAGUGCUUCAGUUCAACAUGUUAGGUUGCCAUCAAGUAAUGGUAGUGGGGCUCAGGUUGAUUCUUCUAUACAGAAAGAGCCACGUUCUGCUGCUUAUAUGGGUGAUCAGAAACUUCUGUCUUCACCAAAUGGGAGUUUGGGUAUUCCAAAUCCUAGAAAACUGGGAACCAGCGUUGGUGGUUAUUAUGGGGGUCCUCCAGGCAUGGGUGUGAUGGCGCAAUUUCCAGUGUCGCCUAUUUCUAGUCCAGUGUUGCCAUCAUCACCAGUUGGUGGAACAACUCAUCCAGGUCGGCGAAAUGAUCUAAGGUAUCCUCAGGGUUCACAUAGAAAUACAGGUAUUUAUCCUGGAUGGCAAGGGCAGAGAGGAGUAAACAUCUUUGAUGACCCCAAGAGGCAUUCAUUUCUUGAAGAACUGAAAUCCAGCAAUGCGCAAAAGUUUGAGCUCUCGGACAUAGCGGGGCGUAUAGUAGAAUUCAGUGUGGAUCAACAUGGGAGUCGAUUUAUUCAGCAGAAGCUGGAGCACUGCAGUGUUGAAGACAAGGUUUCCGUUUUUAAAGAAGUUCUUCCACAUGCUUCAAAAUUAAUGACUGAUGUUUUUGGGAAUUACGUUAUUCAAAAGUUUUUUGAGCAUGGAAGUCCUGAGCAGAGGAAGGAGCUUGCAGACAAACUUGUUGGCCAGAUGCUGCCUUUAAGUUUGCAGAUGUAUGGCUGCCGUGUGAUACAGAAGGCCCUUGAAGUCAUUGAGCUUGAUCAGAAAACGCAGUUAGUCCUUGAGCUUGAUCAGAAAACGCAGUUAGUCCUUGAGCUUGAUGGGCAUGUCAUGACAUGUAUAUGUGAUCAGAAUGAGAAUCGUGUGAUACAGAGUGUAUAGAAUGUGUACCAACAGAAAAAAAUUGGAUUUUUAGUUGCCACACUUUCUACACAUCCAUAUGGUUGUCGUGUUAUUCAGAGAGUUUUGGAGCAUUGUUCAGAUGAACAACAAGGUCAAUGUAUAGUGGAUGAAAUUUUGGAAUCUGCUUAUGUUCUUGCUCAGGACCAGUAUGGGAACUAUGUUACCCGGCAUGUUCUGGAGAGGGGAAAAUCCAAUGAAAGAAGCCAAAUUAUCAGCAAGUUGGCUGGAAAAAGUGCAUCAAAUGUUGUUGAGAAGUGUUUGGAGUAUGGUAAUGCUGCAGAGUGGGAGCUUUUGAUUGAGGAGAUUGUUGGGCAAUCUGAAGAAAAUGGCAAUUUAUUGAUAAUGAUGAAGGAUCAAUGCUAUGUGGUAGUAUUGAUCAAUUGCAUAAAGGUUCAUUGUCAAACUCUGAAAAAAUACACUUAUGGGAAGCACAUAGUUGCUUGGUUUGAGCAACUUUAUGGUGAAGAAAGCCAAGCCUCAGAAACUUCGGAUGGAUAG